This is a messenger RNA of Asparagus officinalis (garden asparagus), 438 nucleotides long. Its product is annotated as FK506-binding protein 4-like. Lineage: Eukaryota; Viridiplantae; Streptophyta; Magnoliopsida; Asparagales; Asparagaceae. Bases 1 to 438 code for a protein of 145 amino acids. The record is from RefSeq and is a predicted model, not a curated record. The transcript has a single exon.
AUGACAGAUUUUGAUUCAAAUGUUUCUGGGAUGGAAGGAUCCAUUAGCAGCGGGGAGGUGUGGUCAACACAUUCAGAUGAUUGGGAGAUCAGCUCUGAGGAGACUGAUCCAGAUGAGACAUUUAGGGAGAGAGUGGAUUACUCUCUGCUUGGCCAUCACACCCAUGGGCAAUUGGCGAAGAGUUACGAGCUUGAGAGUGAGGACCCUAAAGAGGAGGACCCUGAGGAGGAGGACCCUGAGGAGGAGGAACCCAUGGAGGAGGAUCCUGAGGAGGAGGACCCCGAGGAGGACCCUAUAGAGGAGGAUCUCGAGGAGGAGGAGCCGGAGGAAAACCCUAUGGAGGAUGAGGAUCCAGAGGAGGAGCCCAUGGAGUGGGAAUUUGAGGUUAUGCAAGAGCCUCUACUUGGUGGGAUACUAGAGGGAAUUCCACUUGGAUGA